Leptonychotes weddellii (Weddell seal) is the source of this 1827-nucleotide messenger RNA. The record is from RefSeq and is a predicted model, not a curated record. Lineage: Eukaryota; Metazoa; Chordata; Mammalia; Carnivora; Phocidae.
AUGACUGGGGAGCAGGUCCCGUGUUCUCGAAGGGCCUCUCUGGAGCCCCUGCACGCCAAUGGAGGCCUGGGCCGCCGCGAGUCACAGGGCUCCGUGUCCUCCACGGGGAGCCUGGACCUGCCGGAGGCCUGCAGGACCUUGGUGCCAGAGCGGGACAAGGCCACCAAGCCCUGCUGCAUCCAGCUCCCCGACGGGACGUCUUGCGUGGUGGUCGUCAAGCCGGGGCUGUCCAUCAAAGAGGUCCUGGCUGGACUCUGCGAACGACACGGCAUCAACGGGGCUGCCGUUGACCUCUUCCUGGUGGGCGGGGACAAGCCUCUGGUGCUGCAUCAGGACAGUAGUAUCUUGGAGUCUCGGGACCUGCGGCUAGAGAAGCGGACUUUGUUUCGGCUGGAUCUGGUUCCAAUUAACCGGUCCGUGGGACUCAAGGCCAAGCCCACCAAGCCCGUCACAGAAGUGCUGCGGCCCGUGGUGGCCAAGUAUGGCCUGCACCUGAACGAGCUGGUGGCCAGGCUGAGUGGAGAGAAGGAGCCUCUGGACCUUGGCGCGCCCAUAUCAAGUCUGGAUGGGCAGCGGGUCAUCUUGGAGGAGAAGGAGCCCUCCAGAGGAAAAGUACCCACAGAGAAACAGAAAAGUGCACCAGCCAAACAGAAUGCAGCUGUAAAUUCCAGUUCCAGAAAUCACUCGGCUACGGGAGAGGAGAGAACACUAGGCAAGUCUAAUUCUAUUAAAAUAAAAGGAGAAAAUGGAAAAAAUGCUAGGGAUCCCCGGCUUUCAAAGAGAGAAGAAUCUAUUGCAAAGAUUGGGAAAAAAAAAAAUCAGAAAAUUAAUUUGGACGAAGCAGAGGAGUUUUUUGAGCUCAUUUCCAAAGCUCAGAGCAACAGAGCAGACGACCAGCGUGGGUUGCUGAGGAAGGAGGACCUGGUGCUGCCCGAGUUCCUGCGCUUACCGCCCGGCCCCGUGGAGCUGGCCCUGCCCUCGCCCACCGCCGCCAAGAGCUUUGGCAAGAGAAGCUUGACCAGCAACGGCAAGGAGAAGGCUCCCCGGCCCCCAGAGUCCUGGGGGCCCACCCGACACUGCCGCGAGAGCCCCGCGACCAGCCCCAGCUCGGCUGACAGCCCGCCGUUCAGUGCCCCCCAGACCCCCUCGCCCCACUCCCAGGAAGCCGAGGACGGGGGCGUCCAGACCAUGGAGGGCGAGCACGUGGCUGACCUGACGCUCAUGGGGGAGGGGGACAUCAGCAGCCCCAACAGCACUUUACUGCCGCCCACCCCCACCCCGCAGGACUCGGCCGGACCUCCGAGACCAGGCGGCAGGGCCAGAGGCAGCCAGGGCCUCCCGGUCAACACCAUCAUCGACGUGGACCGCAUCGCGGGCUUGGCCCCCGGGCUGGGCAGCAGCGUCCCCGGGGUGCGGACAGGCCCCCAGAGGUCAUGGGCCAGUGGGCCUCUGACAGCAGACCUCCCUAGCCUGAGCCCCGUCCCGGGUGGGCCCGCCAAGCCCAAGGCCAGCCCGCACCAUGCGACCUUCGUCUGAGGCUGCCUGAAGCCCUCCCUGCCCCACCAGCUGUCCCUCCUGCCCCCGCAUCGGCGCUGCCCCACCUGGACAUGUGCGGGCGCCCGUGAUCUCGGGGGUACAGCCCCGAAUCAUCCUGAGGGCCUUGGAGGGGCCCCCUUGGCCACCCUGCCUUCGGGAGCCAAACCAGGAGAGGGCAGGGUGGCCCGGCCUCGGACACUGGCCACAGCUCUCUCAGAGGGCUCCUCGGACCCUGUCCCCUCCUGCCUCUCGGCCUCCAGUCUUCCCUCAAUAAAUCAACUUUGGGGAUCC